This is a messenger RNA of Pararge aegeria (speckled wood butterfly), 1648 nucleotides long. RefSeq names its product phosphotriesterase-related protein. Gene Ontology annotation, molecular function: zinc ion binding; hydrolase activity, acting on ester bonds. Gene Ontology annotation, biological process: catabolic process. Lineage: Eukaryota; Metazoa; Arthropoda; Insecta; Lepidoptera; Nymphalidae. The transcript is spliced from 6 exons. The record is from RefSeq and is a predicted model, not a curated record. Bases 291 to 1349 code for a protein of 352 amino acids.
UUUGUACAAAAAAAUUGAAGUUUACUGACUUCUUGAAUUUUUUAAGAGAUUCAUGAUUUUUUUUACGUUAAUAGGAAUUUGUUUUUGCUAAGUGUAGUUUCAAAUAUGAUAUUUGUUUAUGUUUAUAUGCUAUGUAGAUAUAAUGCUUGCGAUAAACGGUUCAUAAAUUAAUUUUAUAAAUAAACAAGUCUCUUAUCAAACUUGUCACGCAACGUGUGUAACUAAACGUUUAUUUAGGUGCAUAGUAUAAUUAUUUUAAACGUUUUUAUGCUUCGCCUGUUUAAGUUAUCAUGAGCUCAGGAAAAAUUCAAACUGUAAGAGGAGAUGUGCAACCCGAAGUCUUAGGAAGGACUUUAACUCAUGAGCACCUUUGUAUGAAAUUCACUCAUUUUUACCGGGAACCCCCGAAAGAGAUAGAGAACAAUUUCAACGAAGGUUUCACGUGCAGUAAGAUUGGAUACAUCAGGCAGUUUCCAUACAGUUCUCGUUACAAUCUGUUGUUAAAUGAUCCAGACGCACGGGAUGCUGUGUCAAGUGAUGUUCAGCUAUAUAAAUCACUUGGCGGAGGGAGCAUAGUGGAAAACACAACAUUAGGCCUUGAGAGAGACAUUGGAUUUUACAAGCGAGUCUCUGAAUCGACGGAUGUACACAUUGUCGCUGGCACAGGACACUACAUAGCUGAUCUGCAAUCAGAAAAUACCCUGAGGAGCACUAAGGAAGAUCUAUACAACCAUAUGCUGGAGGAAUUAACUCGAGGAUGUGUGGAUUAUCCGUCAGUUAAAGCCGGUUUUAUGGGAGAGAUAGCUAGCGUGUGGCCUUUGAGAGAUUUCGAAAGCAGAGCAAUAUCGGCAGCGGGAGAACUCCAGGCGCAAAUCGGCUGCGGGGUCAGCUUCCAUCCGCAUCGCGAUCCCGAGGCGCCUUUUGAGAUCAUCCGUCUCUACGCUGAGGCAGGCGGCAAGGUCGACAAGGCUGUCAUGUCACAUUUAGACCGUACAUUACUCGACCCAGCAAAACUUCUGGAGUUUUCUAAACUGGGUUCCUACUGCCAGUUCGAUCUAUUCGGUACCGAGGUGUCAUACUACCAGCUGAAUGUGGACACAGAUAUGCCUUCCGAUGCUCAGAGGAUCGUCAUGAUCAAACAGUUAGUUAGCGAGGGCAAAGAAGACAAGAUAUUGAUGUCCCAUGAUAUACACACUAAACACAGAUUGACGAAAUUCGGCGGGCACGGCUACAGUCAUAUAAUAACGAAUGUGCUUCCGAGGUUGAAGAACAAAGGAUUAACGCAGGAGGUCAUCGAUAAGAUUACUAUUGACAACCCAGCCAAAUGGCUUACCAUGGCGAAUGCUUGAAACUGUACGAAGACCAAUUUCUAUAUAAAACGCGUUAAGUUACUAAUUAUUUGAUUCUGUUGUUGCCAUCAUUUCAUUUUGAGUUAAGCCAUUCUGCAUUUACAACGUGUAAAUGAAAACCGAAAUAAUACUUCAUAGGUUUUCGUGGUGCAUUAUGCACUGUCUCAGAGACUUAUAUGCGGAAACGAAAACAUAAUAGUUUUUGAGCAAACCACUGCCAUAAUUUAACUGAAGGAUAUAUCACAUGCCAAAUUAAAAUCAUGUGACUCCCGCCACUUUAUUAGGUACUUACGCGUUUC